AAGUCUUUGAGACUGCCUAGGCCACUUCAAAACUUACACUUAUAAACUUAUUUGAGAAAAUAUUAUAUAAAUCUUAUUAUUUUCUUACAGUAUCGUUUUAGCUUUUACCAGAAACAAAGUAAGUAUUUCCUGCAACUAGCAGAGAUAGCCGCUUAAUGUUAAGUCGUCGUACUUAAGUUUUGUCUGAUAGCCUAAUAAUGCAAAACUUGUGAUGAUCACUCGUUGAUCAUUAAUGCAAUUUCUUCUGUUUCAAUUUGGCACCAUACUUGUUACAUUAAAAAGGGGUACUCAAAAGGUCCCGGCAAGUUAGAUAUAUCUAACAUUGAACAUGGGUCCCACAAAAUCUUCUGCACAGUGGUAAAUGGAAACCUAGCUACGAAGUGUCUCUUUGGUCUCACACGCUUCUUUCUCAUUCUCACAAAGUCACACAAUACAUGAGCUAAUAACCAAAUCAUUUAAAAGACUUAACUUAUUGAAUAAGUCAUCAUCUUAGAAAUCUCUAUCUAUAUAAACAAUCAAAACCCGAUUGCAAGUUUUAUAACUGUCUUAGAGAAAAAAAAAAAAAAAAAAAAAAAACUCACAAAAAGGAAAUCAUAUUUUGGUUUCUUAGUGUCUCUAAUGGCACGGUUUGAGCCAUAUAAUUAUAACAUAGGUCUUAAUCCUUUCUUUGCACAAAUUAACCAAAAUCCAGAGCUAAUAAAUCUGGACUCACCAGCUUCUACUCCUUCGAGUUUCAUGCUUUUCUCCAAUGGAACUUUAGUUGAUGCCGAUCACAAUAAUUCUCACUUCUCCCCAAAUUUAUUGCAUGGUAAAGAAUUUAUAGUUUUCUUGUGUGGGGGAAAAACUGCUAUAUUCAUAUUUAUGUUCUUAGACUUGAUGAAGCUAGAAAUCGCAGGUGGUAGUGGUACGGGAAGAAAAGGCAAUAAAGAAGAGAGUGGGUCAAAAAGAAGAAGAAAGAGGUCGGAAGAGGAAGAAGCCAUGAAUGAAGAGGAGACUCAGAAGCCAAAAGAUGUUGUCCAUGUCCGAGCUAAGAGAGGUCAAGCUACUGAUAGCCAUAGUUUGGCUGAAAGGGUACGAAGAGAGAAGAUAAAUGAAAGGCUGAAAUGCUUACAAGACCUUGUUCCAGGCUGCUACAAGGCAAUGGGAAUGGCAGUGAUGCUUGAUGUCAUCAUAGAUUAUGUUCGAUCACUCCAGAAUCAAAUCGAGUUUUUGUCCAUGAAACUCUCAGCGGCAAGUGCGUAUUACGACCUUAAUUCUUUGGAUAUUGAGCCAACAGAUAUAUUUCAGGGAGGGAAUAUGUCCACUGCAGAAGAGAUGGAAAGGAUUUUAAGAGAAAGCGUUGGAACACAGCCUCCUAAUUUCAGUUCAACAUUGCCCUUUUGAUAUAUAAGACAAAUUUUCAGAGAAAUUACAUUCUCUUUUUCUAUAAUUAAACUACAUAAAAAUAAGGACUUACCAU
This is a messenger RNA of Arabidopsis lyrata subsp. lyrata, 1459 nucleotides long. RefSeq names its product transcription factor bHLH75. The record is from RefSeq and is a predicted model, not a curated record. Gene Ontology annotation, molecular function: DNA-binding transcription factor activity; protein dimerization activity. Lineage: Eukaryota; Viridiplantae; Streptophyta; Magnoliopsida; Brassicales; Brassicaceae. Gene Ontology annotation, cellular component: nucleus. The transcript has 5 exons. The coding region runs from base 619 to 1383 and encodes 254 amino acids. Gene Ontology annotation, biological process: regulation of DNA-templated transcription.